Oryzias melastigma (Indian medaka) is the source of this 2818-nucleotide messenger RNA. RefSeq names its product heparan sulfate glucosamine 3-O-sulfotransferase 3A1. NCBI's taxonomy places the organism in Eukaryota, Metazoa, Chordata, Actinopteri, Beloniformes, Adrianichthyidae. The record is from RefSeq and is a predicted model, not a curated record. Gene Ontology annotation, molecular function: [heparan sulfate]-glucosamine 3-sulfotransferase activity. The coding region runs from base 257 to 1414 and encodes 385 amino acids. The transcript is spliced from 2 exons.
UACACGUGUAUGAGGGCUGGUGGCAUCCCACUUUCAGCAAGAGGAGGCAGAGACUGUUAUCUGAGAAAGGCCACCCCGAAACUGCAACUUAGAAAUUAUUUUCACUAAAGCAUCAUUUGGAUUUUUUGCGGGAGUUAUAUUUAACAGAAAAAUGAGUUUGCAGACUCAUUUUUGAGGUUUUUUUUCAUGGCAAGAAGACUUAGUGAUGUGCGCCUAGCAUGGCUGUGGCUUCUCCAGCGACCACCCAGGGACCGGUAUGGCUUUUAGCCGCAUCCACAAACUGGACCCCCCGUCCCGAAGCACCUCAAGGAAAGCGGCAGUCAUGCUUGGCUCCCUCCUCGCCCCCCUCAUCCUCCUGCACAUCCUCACCGACCGCGGCACCUUACCCUCACCGGUGAAAGCCUCCUCCGACCGCGCUGCGGAGAGGACCAAGCGGCUCCUGUACGAAUGGACCGCUGGAUCUGAAAUGAUGAGCUACGGGGCCGACCGGCGCACUUCAGGGGCUCCGGCGGAGGAGCGCGCGAGGACGGGUCCAGAGCUUGAAGAGGAGUCCCUCCAGCUGCCUCCUCCGGAUUUGGUAGCCGCCAGAAAAGUGUCACCUAGGUUCGCAGGUAAAGUCAGCCCGCUCGGGGAGGGGAGCAAGAAGCUGCCUCGGGCUCUAAUCAUCGGGGUGAAGAAAGGAGGGACCCGGGCUCUGCUGGAGUUUCUCCGGGUUCAUCCCGACGUCAGAGCCGUGGGAGCAGAACCGCACUUCUUCGACCGCCACUAUACAAACGGACUGGAGUGGUACAGGGAGCUGAUGCCGAAGACCCUGGAGGGCCAGAUCACCAUGGAGAAAACCCCCAGCUACUUUGUGACCAGAGAGGCUCCAGCGCGGAUAUCAGCCAUGUCCAGGGACACCAAGUUAAUCGUGGUGGUACGGGACCCCGUCACGAGAGCCAUCUCUGACUACACACAGACGCUGUCCAAGAAGCCUGACAUUCCCUCUUUCGAGAGCCUCACCUUCAAAAACAGGACUACAGGGCUCAUUGACACCUCCUGGAGCGCCAUCCAGAUCGGGAUCUACGCCAAACACCUGGACAACUGGCUGCAGUACUUCCCCAUGGACCAGAUCCUGUUCGUCAGCGGCGAGCGUUUGAUCAGCGACCCGGCUGGAGAGCUGGGCCGCGUUCAGGACUUCUUAGGCCUCAAGAGGAUCAUCACAGACAAACACUUCUACUUCAACCAGACCAAGGGUUUCCCGUGCCUCAAGAAAGCAGAAGGCAGCAGCAAGCCGCACUGCCUGGGGAAGACCAAAGGACGGACCCAUCCCAACAUUGAUCCGGAGGUGGUGCAGAGGCUGCGGGACUUCUACAGACCCUUCAAUAUGAAGUUCUAUCAGAUGACGGGGCGAUUUUUUGGCUGGGAUGACUGAAUGUCUCUUUUCCUUUAACACUGAGGAAUGUCCGAAAUAUCAAGGUGGAGUCACGAUGAAGAUGAAUCUGAGACUUUGGGAAUAAAGUGAAAAGAUUCUAGAUAACAUUUUUAAAUUAAGUAAAAAACAAAUUAUCAGGGAGAUGUACUUUGAUUUAAAGGAUAAAUAAAUACUUCAAACUUUAUUCCAGUAAAACUAUAUUUGAUCGUUUACUCUCAAACUUUCAGCGAUAUUCUCCAAGUCUGAGCUUCUGUGUUUCUGCUCCUCCAGUUUUCGCACUAAUUUAAAGCAAUAUUCAACUUGAGGAGAAACGUUUCUCCACAUCAGAUAUGCAACAUUUUUUGUUCCAUUUUUCUGUCAUCAGAGCUUUUUCUAAUCAGUUAUCAGUGAGAAUUUCUACGUUUGAUACGUUCUUGAAGGGUUUGCAUUAUGUAUGGUUGAUCUAUUUUAAAAAGAAAAAGUUCUGCAUUUGAAAGAGUAAAUAUUGUGUUCAAACAAAUCCUGAUGAGUUCUAACCGAGCUGAUGCUGUAUUUUAAACAUGCAUAGAUGCUUUUAUCUUCUAACAGGUUUCUAGCAAGAAUAAGUAAUAAAGAUGAGAAUAUAUAUGUAUUUUUGAGAUGUAUUUAUUCAGAAAGUGCAUUGUAUGUUUGGAAUAACUUCUUAACUUUUAUUUUUUAUGCUUCACGUUUGAGUUUGGUUUUAUAUCAAACUUGUUUUUUUUAUUUUCUGACAUAUUUGACUGUUAAGUUCAAAGUUGACAGUUUUCUAAAAAUAAAGAACAUUUAAGAAAAAGUUUAAAUCCUGAUUUCAAUUCUCCAGCUAAAGCAAUUCUAUUUCUUUUAUUGUUGUAUUGUAACCACUGGCUGUAUAAGAGAACUGGAUGGAUUAAGUAUGAUGUCACUCAUACUUCUGGCUCCAAUGAUAUGACGUCAAUUCAGUCGCCAUGGAGGAGCCAGAUGAUGUCAGAAAGUAGUGAUUGCUCAACGUUUCUAUGGUAACCACCUUCACCAAUCAGGAGUGACCUUGUUGGAAGGCCACACCUCCUACCACUUAAAAAUGUAAAAAUCUGUCAAAUGUUCAACGUGAGUCACUUUAUAACUUGAAAAACUUUCACUACAGAAAAAAAUAGGAAAGAAGAAGUUAAGAAAAAAAAAGUUAUUUUGACAAAUAGCCAGCAGCUACUUCCUGUUUGGAACGCCAAAGGGGAGGGGUCACUCACUCCAGUCCUCAUAUACGAUCAAUGAUUGUUACUCUCAAAAUUACAAACGAUAAGCAUGGUUUCUUCGUUUAAAAAUGUGAAAAAGUGCUCCACAUUUUGGCUGGAUUACUCGAAGUAACCAUUGCUGAUUUCCUCAAGCUGAUGGGUUUCUACUGCACUUAUUGAAUAAAACAGAAUAAGGAAA